Molecule: messenger RNA, 2580 nt
Organism: Symbiodinium pilosum
Lineage: Eukaryota; Dinophyceae; Suessiales; Symbiodiniaceae
Source: the annotation of a GenBank genome assembly
AUGGUCGACAUCAUCCCCACGGCAGGUCUUGGGCUGUCAUUCACAGAGACCACGCUUGGCGGCAGCGCGGCAUCUGUCAAGCAGGACGUGAGCUUUGGACGAUUGCUUCUGAGUUGCUCCGGCCCGGCCAAUGACAAAGGAGAGGAGGCAGCUGUGAAGCUGGAAAUUGGAAGCAAUGUUCAGUGGCGGCUGACGCAGGUGAAUCUCCAAGCUGGUGGGCGAAGUCUUCUGCGAAUUGGGGGGCCAGUCUACUUGGGCAGCAUGCUUUCAAUCUCAGGUCCUGAAGGCAUAGUGCAGCUGGAAAAUGCUAGUGUGGCAUCCCUGGUGGUCAAUCUGGGUGGUGGCUACUUGCAUUUGCAUGACGUGGACUUCGACACUGCCAGGUUCACCCUCGCAGAUACGAGCCUGUACCUGCAUGCUGCAGACAGCAUGCCCAGCUUCGACCUGACCGUCAGGUCUGUGUCAGAUGGCGUUGAUGAUGACCUGCUGGUGCAGAGCGAAGCAAAGGCUGACCUCUGCAUGUCCUCUGCAUCGGGCGUGCCUCAAGCAGGCAAUGUGACUCUGCUGAAGAAAGGCACUGCGCAGCAGACAUAUCGAUUCGGGAAUGGCCCUUCCUAUCGCUCUGUGAGCGUGACUCGUGACGUCAAAGCCGCAGACAAUCGCCUGUUUGUGUCACAUGGUGUUGUCCGGUCGGAACGAAGCUGCAACAACACCCUUGACACCCUCAAGGGCCAGCAAGUUGUCCAGCUUGGACCAGGCUUUCAGAAUUGGGCACAGAUGAUGGCAGAUCAGCAGAUAGAAACUCUACGGCUGCAUGUAGUUGGUCCCGCAUUGGGAAACUUUCUGCAAGACAUGAACUCAAGAGGCUCCUGGAUCUACUCGCGCUAUGGCACCACGAUGAUGUGGUUUCCGCUGUUGCUAUUCCCAGUUUUCACGGCUGGGAUUUAUGCUCCCGAAACAGUCCGGCACGCGGCUUUGAUCAAUUCCGGCCUUUGCCUCACUGAGGAGCAGCGUCUUCUGGUGCAGACCUCUGACUGUGCAGACCAGGAACCCACUGCCCAGAGCCUGCGGGUCAUGGCCCUGGAAGACAGCUUGAAAGCUCUGCUGCAAAGCCUUCCAAGCGCUCUGCUGGCUCCCACAGUACCAAACAGCCAAGUUCUGUAUAUUGAGGGCAAGCAAGAGAACAAGACGGAGGUCUUUUUCCCCUCCUUUGCUGAUGGUGUGGUGGAGACUUUCUCAUUGACACGUGGAAAAUACGUUCGGCAGGUGCAAAACAAUCCUUCUUUUCUCCGUGGUUUGCUUGGCUUGCUAUUUCUGAUAGCAAUCUUCUUCUUGGCGAUUAUGGGCGCUGUGUUUGGGUCGCAGGUCUUCUUCAUGAUCUACCACCUUGAGAAGGGAAGGUUCAGAAGAGUGAAGAGCAGGCUGCUGCACAAGAAAUCCAGAGAUGCAGAGAAAACUGACACCGUCCAAGUGCACGAAGGUGCUGAGGAAGCGCAGAAGGUGUUGGAGAUGGAGGCGCAGUCGGCUGGAGCCCUCUCCAUUCUGGAGUACCUCUUCUUUAGAGUGCCGGCUGGCUUCAAGGACCUUGGCUCCAUGGACCUGUGCAAGCUUGUGAUGGUGCAGUUUGUAGCAAUGCAACUUCUGGUGCUGCCAUUUGCGGCCGCUGCUUAUCACCAUUGGCUCUAUGAAGAGGAGAUGGCGAAGCAGCUGUGCUCGUUCACGGACUACCUGCACGGUGAGUGCUUUGUAGUCAACCCUGGCCUUUCUUCGGGUCUUCUCAUCGCUGCCAUCAUAAUGGACGUGCUGCUUUUGAUCAACACGCUCUUCGAGUAUGUCUUGCGAACUGAGCAGGUGAGGUGGGUCACCGGCGCGGCCCCUGCUCGAGGUCGACACCUUGCGCUGUUGAAAGUUGGAAACAGCUGGAUCUAUGUCCUCUUGAUCUGCAGCUCCAUGGUGCUCGGGGUGGCUCUGUGUCUGAGCUACGUUUUGUUGGUUUUGCUCUUCGUGGCCCUGUCUGCACUCCUGAAGCCAGCUGUCAUGGCGCCCGUGCUGGCUAUGUUGGCCAGUGCCUGCUGUGUUUCGCAGCUUGUGACCGUUCAGAUGAAGCAGGUUGUAGUAAAGGCCAAGGCCUGGGUCCAAGAUCUGGUGCACAAAUCCAAGGAGGAGCUGAUUGAGCUGGAAAAAGAGUUUGCCGAUGUCCCUGAUGAGUCGGCCACAAAAGACGACGAGAAACCCGACCAUGGGGAAGCAGACGCCAACAUCAGCCAGGAUCUGAAAGAUAUCGAGGAUCACCUCUUGGUACUCCUUGGACUCAGCCGUGGGCAGUUGCUUCUGCUGCAAGUCGAAGCCGUGCUGGUGUUUCUAGGCGUGGGCGCCUUCCUACUGGUUGGUGUGAUGCUUUUCCUGGGACCAGAUGCCUGGAUCGCACAGCUCAGUGCUAACGCUGCCACGCUUGGAGCGGCCAUAGCAGCCAUCCAGUCGCAGGUGGGAAAGGUGAAGGACCGCGAUUUUGCCAAGAUGCAGAAAAUCUUGGAGGAAGCGGCGGCAGGACUGAAGAAGGACAAGAAGAAGACUCAAUGA